AUGCUCUCCCUUCACAUGGACCCUCUUGUUGACGAGCAGCAGGACAUGGAGGCGCGAUCGGAUGACGCCAUGGAGAAGAUAACGACGAGCGGGAGUUAUAGCGGGAGCACGACGCCGACAAGCUCUACAGGCACUGGGACCACUACAAUGAGCAACGAAGGCGAUGGAGCAAGACUGGGAUACAAGGGCAAAGCUUUGCGUUCUUGGGCACAGCUCCCUGCUGAGCUUAUACGCCUCAUCGCAUCAUGCUGCCUGAAGCUACUGGCCGAAACUGGCACUCUCCCAAUGAAUUGGACCCCGCCCUACAGCCAUCCCCACCGCCAGCCAGGUUACAGCGAGCGCCAAGUUUAUAUCAUCGCCCGCGACCAUCGCCAGCUCGAAGCUCUCAUGAGGAUCUCACCAAAAUGGUGUAUAGCCAUCGAAGAACACCACUUUUGGCGCAGCGCAAUAAAACUCUUUGAUCCUUUCAAUGUGUUUGCUGCCUAUGCAUGGGCUAUUCCCCCCAACCCCCAUUCCAACUCUACUUCCUCUGCCGGCGUCCCCGCUACGCCAUACCGCCACUUCUACGGCAUCUACAGCAACUCCUGUCUUCCUUGCCGUAUCAACGCGCCGCAUACUAACACCGGCGUUGGCGUUGGCCGCAAGGUCUUCGAUACUGCCCGUCUUGGACCCAUCUACGUCUGUAAGGAACACCACGGACCUCGUCGCCGCCGCUGGUGCGAAGUUUGUCUUAAAGACAUCGAAAUGCUCCGACACUAUCGCCGCGAGGCAGCAUAUGCCGCCCAAGAAGAACUAGCCAGGGCAGACCAAAGGGUUGAUGCCGUUCGGCGCUGGGGAAACGAGGAUCUCAAUGCUGCUCAAGCGGCCCGCAAAGACGCUUAUACUCGCUACCAACACGCACAAAAAGCGCUCGAGGAGGCUCAUAGUUCCCUACUGGAGACACGCGUCAGCGAUUUGCUCGAGGAAGAGGACGAGAGCUCGUUCGUAUUUGGCUGUGCCUUCUCCGUCUGCAAGCAGUGCCGAGCCGAAUGGGUCUGGCGUUGUGCGGUGCUUAACACAGGCAUUGCGCGUGAUCGCGAGGCCAUUGAGAAGGGCCAGCCGCUUGCAAACGAUGUCGAGCCUCUGGAUUGGUCCGCUCCUUCUGACUCAUACGAGCCCGCAAAGACGUUGGGUCUAGGCCAACGAAUCGGGGUCUUCAAUCCUACCGACAGUGUCGUUCGCGAUUCGCUGAGAACAUACCUUGAAUUUGGCGAGGGCAGUCUUGUCAGUGUUCUCCAGAUGGCUGAAGAACGCGGUUGGUUACGGGGACAAACAAAAUGGAGCGAAAUGAUGGGUAUGGUGUUGGCUACAAGGGGCUGGGAUGGCGAAGAAAACGACAUCGAGCCAGUGCGGGCGCGCAGUCCGUCUCCCGAGGCGUUGCCGCCAAAUGCGGUGUCUGGUACAUAUGGACCCACCGACGAAGUCGAAAAUGCAAAACGCGAUUAUUCUCAACCAGGACAAUGGGCUGGUAAGACCAUUGCACUGCAACAAGCUUAUCGAAGGUCGCUUUCGCUUUCGCCAACGGAGGACGACGACUUUUCCGACGAAGAUAUCGAUUUGGAGGUAGAGGAAGAAUUGAAUGUCAGAGAUCUUGCUCUGGGAGACUGGGCCAGAGGGAGAAUACUGGAUGGGAGCUGGGUAACGCCUCUCGACAUUUACUAUCUCGUAAAGGUGAAGAGGAUAGAACAUCCUGAUACGGGUAUUCGUGCGACCCAUCCAGUACCGUGGUCGAUAACUUCCUCGCCAUCCGAAGCCUCGUCAAAAGACCUGUCUCCACUCGACCCAGUGCCUGAAGAGGUGCAUCCUGGCCUGCCUGGGCCACCCAUCCCCAACCCUGUCCUUGCGGACCUUGCCCAUGCCGCUCAUGUCCGCCAACUCCGCACACUGCUCCUCCCGCCGAUGAAGAAUGUCGUUCGAAGACUUGUUAUGGAAUGUGCUUUGGAUGCAUGUGAAGCGGAGGCUGAAAACGAGAAGAAGCGUGUGGUUAUAUCAGACCCCGCUAUUCGCGCUACCCGCAUAACACUGGAGGAGGUGAUUAAGGAGUUGAGGGAGGAAGAGGGGGUAUGGUUUGACGGGGUCGAUUGGAGCGAACGGAGACGAAAUCUGCGAGCAGAGGCAGAAGGACUCGAAGACAGGAGUCCAACGCUAUCGACAUCUACAUUGGCGACAACAGACUUGGAAAAGUCGUCAAUAACUAUCGCUGUCGACCCGGUUCGGAACCCACCCAAGCUUUUGCACUCAAUUCCUUACGUGCCGGAGACAAUUGAGCAUCUUCCGCCGUAUAGCCAGGACAUUUUGCGAUCUGUUUGGCGAGAAGCCUGCGCUCCUCUCUAUCAUUGCCGCUGCACGAUUUGUGUUCGCGCUGCUCAAGAACAGGCCCGCGCGGCUGAUGCGCUUAUUGCUCAGACUACUCAGCAAGUUAUAGCCCCUACCUCUGACAACGCUACCGCCAAAGAACGACGUGAAUGGGCCGACCGCGAGCAUGCUAAUAACGACACCGAAAACGGGCCUUUCGUGGUCCAAAUCCCCGAAGAAGAGCAGGAGCAUGGGGUUGAGACUGUGAUCUCUGUUGUUUCGGAUGACAAUGUCUACGAGGAUAAUGAGCAGCAAGACGGAGAGUUUCUGGAUCGCGAUGCGCCGUUAUGGGACGAGGCGUUGCAGUAUGCAGCGGAGCUUUCGGAGGACGAGGAGCGGUCCAGUUUGGAUUCAUUCACCGACUACGAGCAUGAAGAUUACGCUGCGCAAACCAAGCCGCGGCUGAUGCUCCGCUCUGUCUCACGCAAACGCUCUUUUGAGGAGGAAGCUACAACUGCUCCCAAGCGCGCUCGCACAAAAGAGCCUCCUGUCAUCAAGAUUCCGCCCGGCGCUAGCCCAGUCAAACGCCGUUCGGAGGAGCUGGAGCCAGAUGAGGAGAGUGACCCGCGGACAUGGAGCGACGGGUCUGGCGAGACGAAGCGUGCUCGCCGUACUUGA
Molecule: messenger RNA, 3012 nt
Organism: Mycena indigotica
Lineage: Eukaryota; Fungi; Basidiomycota; Agaricomycetes; Agaricales; Mycenaceae
Exons: 5
Coding region: 1-3012 (1003 amino acids)
Source: RefSeq, a predicted model, not a curated record